AUGGCUGUAAUAAGUGACAUGAACAACGAGGACCCAUUCGGUCCUAAUUACGACAGAAAAGUUUGCAGCCAAAAAGUCUGGACUUUAUAUAAGAAUCUAAGUUCCUCAUCGCAAAACAACGAGCAACAAACACGUCUUUUGUUGGCGUUAAAAUAUUUUUUAGGCGAAGGAAACGUCUAA
This is a messenger RNA of Ambispora gerdemannii, 180 nucleotides long. NCBI's taxonomy places the organism in Eukaryota, Fungi, Glomeromycota, Glomeromycetes, Archaeosporales, Ambisporaceae. The record is from the annotation of a GenBank genome assembly.